Messenger RNA from Darwinula stevensoni, 1368 nucleotides. The record is from the annotation of a GenBank genome assembly. Lineage: Eukaryota; Metazoa; Arthropoda; Ostracoda; Podocopida; Darwinulidae.
CAACAGGUAGCAGGUCCAAGAAGGAUGCUGAAGAGAAUGCCAGUGAUGAUGAAACAGACAGUCACAGCAUAGCUAGUCAUGCAUCUGACAAGAGCUUCAUGUCUGUGCCUCCAGAAGAUGCUGAGGGAGAAGAAGAUGGAGCAGCAGAGACAGGAGGGGAUGGGGAAGGCCCAGACCCACAAAUGGAAGUAUUUGAAGAGCGUCUUAAAGAAGCCAUUGAUGGAAUGACCCAGAAAUCGUCAAAGGGAAGAGUUGACAGUCUUGUGGCCAUUAUGCAGGCUCUUCGAGCCAAGCUUAUCCCAGACUUCAUCUUUGAAAGACACAUGACGUUGUGUGAUGGAGUAGAGCGGGGUUUGAAGAAAGGUAAGGGUCCAGAACAAGGUGCAAGUGCAGAUCUUCUAGUCCUCAUCUUGAUCCAGUUGGGGCUGUGCCCCGAGGCUGAGAACAUAUUCAGAUCUAUCCAGCCUGUCCUCCUCACCCUAAUGGCUGAUUCUUCUGCUUCCCUAUUGGCAAGGGCCAAGGUGUGCACUGCUUUGGGAUUGGUGACAUUCCUUGCAGCAGAGGAAAAAGAUGAAACUCAAGCAUCAAUUACAACUCUGGCAAAGGUUUUCAGUCAGGCAUUUCUGAAAGGGGAUGGAAUGCCACCUGCAGUGACAUCAGAGCAAGGAGCAUUGUAUGCCUCUGCACUUUCUGCAUGGGCACUCCUAAUCACACUCUUGCCAGCAACUGCAGUCUUUGCCCUUCUUGACUUGCAUCUCCCAGAGUUACUGGCGUGCCCUGAACUUGAAGUACGAGUAACUUGUGGAGAAACACUGGCCUUGUGUUAUGAAAUUCUGCGUGAAAAUGAUGAAGAGUUUGAACUAGAAUGUCACAGUGCCUUAUGCUCAACUUUGAAGGAGUUAGCCACGGAUUCAAGCAAAUUCCGUGCCAAGAAAGAACGCAAGCAACAGCGUUCUUCCUUUAGAGAGAUCUUGCGGACCAUCCAGGAAAGAGAGAGCCCCUGCAUCCGAGUGAGAUUUGGCCGAGAAGUUCUGGAACUUGACUCAUGGAGGAGAAGGUUGCAAUACGAUAACUUAUGCACUCUUCUUGGGUCAGGAAUGAAUCUUCAUCUGAGUCAGAAUGAGCUUGUUCGAGAUAUCUUCAACCUUGGUGCCCCUCUUCCCACCAAUAACCUUCAUGCAGCCCAUAAAGUCACCAAACUGGAAAGACAUCUUGUGCAUUUGGCUGCAUUCAAGGCAAGAACUGUGUCCAGGAGCAAAUUUCGAGACAAGAGGUCGGUUGUGCUUUGAAGAUGGCUCUCCUCUAGGUGCAGAUUCUUUGUAAUAUUAUGCAUCUUUCUAAGGAAUGAAUAAGAUCUAUUUCUUGGAA